GAGAGAGAGAGAGAGGAGAGUUCGGAUCGACCACCGACGUUCUCCAAUCGGAGUGUCGCUCUUUCGGGUUUGUUCUUUUCCCAAACUCGAAACCCUAAUUUCCUAAUUUUCUUUUUUAAUUUAUUUUCUCAUGUUUAGCAGCAGAUCGUUUCUCUUUCACUGUCCAAAACCCUAGUUCGGUACAGAUUAAACCUCUUUAACCUUUAAAGUUUAGGGAUUAGAUUUAUUGGAUCGGUGAUGUUGAAACGCUAGGGUUGGAACGAAUUGAUCGAGGGGACUUCUAGGGUUUUUGAGGAAGAUUGGAAAAUUUUGGGUGGCUGGGCUUUGUUUCAUGUAUGGAUUCGGGGACCUUAGGCGCUAACGAGUCGAAUUCGAGAGAAAAGCAUAGAUGGGGUGAGAGUCAAAAAGUCUAUACCCGGAAGAUUCACCACCAGAAAGCCCUCAAGACCAACACCACCGCCACAAAUAUCACCUCUACAACAACCACCGAGAACAACAACGCCGCCACCGCUACCGCCGAAAAUAGCAACAACGACAAUAACAACACCAAGAACCAGAACGACAACGUUUUGCAACAGUCUUCGCAAACCCUAGCUACCGAAGAUGCGAAUUCGGCGCAGCAACAGCAGCCUCGGUUUGAUAUGGUGUCUGAUGAUUCCUCGAGUCACAAUCUCCCGCUUGGAGCAGUGGUGCCCAAUGGGCGUGAACCGUGUACUGGAAACGGGGCAGCUAAUGGGGCGGUGAAGUCGUUGAUUACAAGAGUUGAUGAUAGGGUUAGGAUUAAUUUGGGGGCGGCAGUGAGGUCAAAAAAUGGAAGUAGAGAGCUUAGGAAGAAUUUAUUUUGCGAGCUUGGUGAGGUUAGGAGUUUAAUCAAGAAGCUUGAAGCUAAGGAGGUUCAGCUUAUUGAGUGUAAUACUACUACUGCUGGAGGUGGUGGUGCUGGUGAUAGUCAUUCCCAGUAUUCUGGGAAUGGUAUGAGAGAGAGUACAGAGUUAGUGAGGUUGAAUUCGGACUUGAGUUCUCUGGGACAUCAUGAUUCCAGGCCUGGGAAUGGUUUGAGAGAGAGGACAGAGUUAGUGAGAUUGAAUUCGAAGGUGGGUUCGCUGGGACCUCAUGAUUCCAGGCCCUCUAGGCAGUUAAGUGUUUUGGUGAUGGAGAACAAUCACAAUCAUGGGGUUGUUGGUGAAUUUGUUGAGAAAGAGAAGAGGACUCCGAAGGCUAAUCAAUAUUACCAGAAUUCUGAUUUCCUUCUUGGGAAGGACAGGUUACCUCCAGAGACUAACAAGAAGUUGAAAUCCAAUGGUGGGAAGAAGCAUGGAGGAGGCAUGUCUUAUGGAUUUGGUAUUGAUAAGAAUAGAAAUCAAAUGCUUAGGGCAUGUAACAAUUUGCUUCAAAGGUUGAUGAAGCACAAGCAUGGCUGGGUGUUUAAUGAGCCAGUGAAUGCACACGAUUUGGGGCUGCAUGAUUAUCAUGAUAUUAUUAAGCACCCGAUGGAUUUGGGUACAAUUAAGACUAGGCUAGCGCAGAACUGGUACAAGUCUCCGAGGGAAUUUGCAGAGGAUGUAAGACUUACUUUCCAUAAUGCUAUGACCUAUAAUCCGAAAGGACAAGAUGUUCACAUUAUGGCAGAUGAGUUGUUGAAGAUUUUUGAAGAGAGGUGGGUUGUGAUAGAGACCGAGUAUAAUCCUGACUGGUGGUAUCAAAUGUAUCAUGAUGCUGGGUUGCCAACUCCCUUUACAAGAAAGGCUCCCCCUGUGCCUCCCCCUCUUACACCUGUGCCCCAAAUGAGGACUUUAGAUAGAUCGGAAUCCGUGACAACCCCUGUUGAUUCCAUGAUAAAAUCCUCAUAUUCUUUGCCCGUUGGAAGGACACCGGUUCCGAAGAAACCUAAGGCAAAGGAUCUGAAUAAAAGGGACAUGACAUUUGAGGAGAAGCAGAGGCUUAGCACAAACCUUCAGAGCUUACCUUCAGAAAAACUUGAUGCGAUUGUUCAGAUCAUUAAGAGGAGGAAUACGGCGCUUUGUCAGCAUGAUGAUGAGAUAGAGGUGGACAUAGACAGUGUUGAUGCAGAAACACUGUGGGAACUUGAUAGGUUUGUGACCAAUUACAAGAAGAGCUUGAGCAAGUACAAGAGAAAGGCUGAACUUGCUCUUCAAGCAAGAACUGAAGUUAGUGCUAUUCCAGCAAUGAACCCAGCCCCAGCUGUUGUGGAGGCACAGAAAAAAAGUAAAAUAGAUGAGACGAAUGUUGCUUCUUCUUCUCCUGUUCAAGGAGAAAAGCAAGGGGAUAAUGCAAGUAGGUCUAGUAGUUCAAGCAGUUCUAGUAGUGAUUCUGGAUCCUCUUCAAGUGAAUCCGACAGUGAUAGUUCCUCUGCACAUGAAUCAGAUGCAGGGCAUUCACCGAAGGCUUGAAUGGAUUUGACCAAAGGUAGGAAGCAGUGGUUUGGCUAAUGAAUAUAAUUCGUUUCUUUGUUUUUUUUUUUGUAUAAUGUAGUCUAAUAAAAUCUGGAAUAUUUUAGUUUUGUGUACAAGUUUUAAUAGUUGCAGCUGCAAAAUCUCUCUGGGGUUAUCUUUCAAUUCUGCAUGAAUCAUUUUUGAGUUUGAAGGGUUGUGUGAUGAAUUCCCACUGGUAUAGUGGCAGAAAUUUACAAUUCUGCUGUUUAUCGCUUAAUCUCGCCUGCUGUUUUGAAUUGGGUCACCCUUUCUUUGGUUGAAGUAGCCCUGACUUUGGUUUUAGUCAGUUUAAAGACAUUAACCCAUUCCACUUGCAGCCAUGUUGAUCAAAAGGGCUUAGUUUAAUGACUUUACCACUCGCACUCAUAUUAGAAGAUUCUCACUCCCUAUGGUUAACAUUCACCCCAUUCAUAGCCUCAUAGGUGCACAUUCUAUGUUGAUUUGAAUGGCCCGGGUCUUUCAAGGUGCAUAUGGGCUUACAAAAAUAUAGCCUCAUAGGUGGACAUUCACCCUAUGCUUACAAAAAUAUUAGUAGAUCAUUAGCUUGUUUAUCACAAUUUUACAUGGAAUAUUGGUACAUUAUUUGAAUGAUUCGUGGAGAAUGUCGCAGUCUCUGCAGGAACACUCCUGAUGAAUCUAAUUCAGUUUUCACAUGGGGUUUCCUGCUUUUGGCCAACUCCUAGUGGGCAAAAUUGUCUACUGGGGUUGAUCCCGCAGUAUGUUAUCCUAGAAAUUGGAUGCAUGUUGAGUGAGUAAGCAUCCUUGUUCGUAAUAUUUAGGUUUCAUUUUUUGCGGAACUGUUGUUGUCCUUGGCAGUUCGAAAUAUGGGGUUUUACUUGCCCAUAUUGCUUUAGGGAACCACAUAAGCCCGUAAGUAGGAACCCCUGUUGGACAAAUAUUUGCUUGUUUCUAGUUAACUUUCAGACUCCUUAUCCCUGUAUUGACGAGCACCUCAACAUUAAUUUGAGCCCUUGUGAGUAAUAAUUAUUUAUGUGUUUUUAAUGUAUUUUUGGUGCUAAGGAGAAGUAUCUGAAAGACUAUAAUUCCUUGGAAUUAUGUGAGGUCUCUGCUCUGUCUUAGAAUGCCCAGUGACAGACUUUUUACAUGUUAUCAUUUCCCUAGAGAACUAAUAAUACAAAGAUUGAAUGGGUGGAUGUUGAUGAUGAGUUGAUGACUACUCUGCCAUAAAUUGAGCUGCCUAACAAUUGCAGAAUAAGAGAUUAUGCAACGAUCUUGGCAGAAUGACUUGUCCCAGCUAUUUGGGUUUUGAUUCAUCAUCAGCCCAAAAUAUGCACAGAGCAUGUCUUCAUCAUAUGAUACCAGCAGAAUGCUAAGAAAUCUUAUGAUAGAGAGAGCUCUCCUUGGUUGUCUGAAGUAAUUCGAUUGUUAGUCUGUGCUGUCACUUAAAUCAUUUUCCAGUAAAAUGGAAUACAUGUGGGAGAGUAGAUUAUGAAAUCAUUCCGUAGAAUUUAUUCAAGGAAACUUGCAUGUAUUUGUCUGUUUGGAAUUGGCAGAUUGAAUAUAAGGUGUAGGUAACUAAAAGAGUAGAAAAUGUUGAGAUGGUUGCAGUAGGAGGUGCCCAUAAUUAGUAAAAUAAAAGCGAGAUGGAAGAAAAUUUGAACCAAAGAAACAGCUCAUUAGAGAGAAUUCUUUCAUUAUUGACAUGUAAAUCUUGUAGGACCAAAUGACCUUUAGACAUGGACAACCAUUACUUGAAUUUUAAUCUUGAAGGACUUCGCAAUUACUUCAACUGGAAUAUGUUUUCAGCGGUUAUUUUCCAUUUUGACCUACCAUGGGGGUGCACACGUGUUUUAGAUGUAGUUUCUUCCUAGUUUUAGAGAAGUGACUUAUAUUGGCUGUUUCUUUUUCUAGUUUUUCAUUCUGUGCUUUCAUAAGAUAUGGUGAAGUUAAGUUGAUAAGUUUUCCAAUGAUGCAGCAUAUCUCUUGGUUGGAUGGCUGUGCCUGUUAUG
Ilex paraguariensis (yerba mate) is the source of this 4423-nucleotide messenger RNA. NCBI's taxonomy places the organism in Eukaryota, Viridiplantae, Streptophyta, Magnoliopsida, Aquifoliales, Aquifoliaceae. The record is from the annotation of a GenBank genome assembly.